Messenger RNA from Pieris macdunnoughi, 258 nucleotides. The record is from the annotation of a GenBank genome assembly. Lineage: Eukaryota; Metazoa; Arthropoda; Insecta; Lepidoptera; Pieridae.
AUGAGGGUAUUCAUGUUAUGGCACCCCAACCCAAGGAACGUUAAAGUUAUCACAAGGAAAGUUAAAGCCGAUAGACUCUGCUGUACUGGUCACCUAGAGAGAAUGGAAGAGGAUUGGAGUGUCAAUAAAGCAUAUCUAGGAAUAUUAAUGGACCAACAGCCCAGAUAUCGAUUAAUAGCAAUUAAGCAAGCAGCAGCGCAAGAUCGUUGUCUUGUCUCCAAGGCGAAGACUCUGAGGGUCGUUGUGCCAGAGGAGUAA